Messenger RNA from Rubroshorea leprosula, 663 nucleotides. The record is from the annotation of a GenBank genome assembly. NCBI's taxonomy places the organism in Eukaryota, Viridiplantae, Streptophyta, Magnoliopsida, Malvales, Dipterocarpaceae.
UGGUAAAUAAUGAGAAGUCAUGAAGAGUUAUAAUAUGCAGCGUCAGAAAUUGAGGAAUAUGCUGCAAUGUAAACCAGUCCUAUAUCUUGCUUUCAGUUCCAUUUUGAUUAGUUCUUUCUUCAUUUAUUCUUGUGAUGAACAUCCACCGGCAAUUGGAAAGUUGGUUUUAUUAGGGUAUUGGUUUAGCUAGAUUCAUAAAUGCUUCUUCAGAGAACAUUAAAAAAGUCAGCAUUUUGAGAGCUUCUCCAAUCUCCAUAUUGUUUUAAAACAGACCCCUCACCAUUGGUCAAAUGCAAGGCAAAUUUCAAAUGGUAGUCGUUAGGCAUACAGGCCAUGCUAUCCAGGAAGACGUUCCUGAUGAACUUGCUACAUUGGUACUCAAUUUUAUAUCCCGUAACCGAAUUGGCCCUCAUGGAGUUGAGAUUCCUGGCCUUCACCGACCUAUGCAGCCACAAUCUUGAAGGAUUGACAGACAAAUAAUUGUUGCUCGUUUUUAUCUGUUUUUCCCAGUGUUUUUGUGGAUUUGUAUUGAAUCUUGUUUUCAAGUUUUAUUUUUAGGCCAGUCUAGUUGAAUUUUGAAUCUAUUUCCAGUUAUAACACUAAUAUUCCAAAAGGAAACAUCAGGAGUAAGAAAAGAAGCCACUCAAGGCAUUAAAUGGAAGG